Myzus persicae (green peach aphid) is the source of this 2787-nucleotide messenger RNA. RefSeq lists its product as uncharacterized. The transcript is spliced from 3 exons. Gene Ontology annotation, biological process: viral genome replication. The coding region runs from base 136 to 1965 and encodes 609 amino acids. NCBI's taxonomy places the organism in Eukaryota, Metazoa, Arthropoda, Insecta, Hemiptera, Aphididae. The record is from RefSeq and is a predicted model, not a curated record.
UACGAUAACAUUGUCUCAUUAGCAUAUAAAAGAACGCCACAGAAAAACAGUAUUCAGUUCGCUUAUUGAUAUUUACAAGUAACAUUUCAUACAACAGUUUUUUAAAUUUUAAUUAAUUUUAUAUUUCAAGAAAUCAUGAACAAAAGACAGUACAGUGGUGACAGUUCAUCUAUCGCAGACGAGAGACUUUUCUGGGACAAGUGGUUUGAGGCGGUCUGGAAACGAAAAGAAGUCAGCAGUACCAGAAAAAAUGACAAUUUAAAUGAUGAAACGACUAUUGGCCCCGAAAGCAGCGGAUCUGGAAGUGGGAUGUUUGAAGGGAAUGAUCAACAACAUAUCGAUCGAGACAGAUCUGCAGUGGGUCGGAUUUUGAGAGGUGCACUGUCCGUCACAAUCGGUGGAGACGGUGACGACGCAUCCGAAAAAAUGGUCGGUGGAGGACAUACAAGCGAAACCGAACGAAACCAUGGCACCAACGGCGAUGACGGCGAUUUUGACUCGUUCGGUGACGACUUUGACGACGUCAUGAUCAGACUUGCGCGCACUAUGCACACGAAACCUAUUACUGGCCAACACCGAUUUAUCAGUUCCGUCAUUGCGCCGGAUGGACUUCACACAGUUCGCGAGUGUUUGCAGGAACUGGACAACCUUAUCGACCGAUACCCGCCGCGGCAUUGGCACAUCGUCGCCAGUCACGGAGACCACGUUCACGUCGCACACGCGUGUGCCUACAACAACGGUUCCUGUCGAUGUCCUUGGCUCCUUCGAAGUACUUUCUGGGCCAAGGACGAAAUACGUCGGCUUCGGAGCAUUACCAGAGGAGUUGAGUUGCGGCCAAUCGACUACGUUAACGUACUGCGGAACCUGUCUGAGGGCACUAAAUUCCUCCACAGGAUUGGUGGCUUCGCAGAAGACGGAGAAUUAUGUGAUCGAUAUAAAUGUCUAUCGGAAAGGAGAUAUGAGCGACAGAGAAAAGGAGGACUACUGGACGGGAGCAGACGUGAGGACUCGUGUGACUUUCAGAGCAAAGAACCUGUUCGUCAACCUGGGCAACUAUAUGGCGAAAAAGAUGGCAGCGGGAAUAGCAACGUCAAAAAACGCCAAAAAAUUACGCAAGACUCUCAAUUUCAGCGGCCGGCAAACUGGCCGUUAACGAUAACACAAUUACUUUAUGAGUAUCCUACGUGUCCCCCGGAAGAUUUUCAUUACAUCAAAGAAUUUUAUCUGAAUGAUACCUUAAAAAAUACACUUACUAACAAUAAAUACGUGAAACAAGACUUACGAAAUUGGUGCGCAAAAUUAGGUUUGUGGAAAUUGUCAGAUUUUAAUAACUACUACAACGAUCCCAAUGUCAAACCAUAUUUUAACGGGUACAGUACAAACAACGACAACGUGUAUUACGAUGUAGAUACUUCUGUAAAAAUUGCCAAUCAAUUGCUACUGCAUCAAUACGAAAACGAUACUGAACAGGUUCGUAAUUUUUUAAUCGAUUUAUUAAAUGUAAUAGACAAACGAGUUCCAAAAUUAAAUACACUUGCAAUACACGGCGAGACAAAUGCCGGGAAAAAUUAUUUUUUUGAUGCUGUAGUGGCUUACUUUAUAAAUUAUGGGUAUCUUGGAACUAUUCACAAAAACAACAAUUUUGCAUUCAUGGACGCCGCCGAUCGACGAAUUAUUUUAUGGAACGGACCGCAAUAUGAGGCUAAUCACGUAAGACAGGUAAAGGAAUUAUUAGCUGGUGAAACCACUAGAGUACGUGUGAAAUAUCGAGACUACGUUUCUGUACAAGGUACACCAAUUAUAAUGUUGACGGACAAAAUGUUAUCUAUAUUUGAAAUGUCUGAGCUCCGAAGUAGUAUUAGGUUGCAUCGAUGGAAACGAGCAUGUUUCCUUCAAGACUAUAAUAAAAAAAUUGAUCCUCGGUUUUUAUUGAAAAUGUUUUAUAAAUAUAAUAUCCAUGUAUAAUAAUAUAUAAUAUUGCGUAAUUUAAUUCUUCACUAGUUUGUAUUGCAUCAUCACGGUCGACGUCGAUGUUUUUAACAACGUCACUUCUAUAUUCAAUUUCCUUUUGAUUAUUUACUAAACGUUGUAAAACGAUAUCAGCCGGAUUAAUAAAUGGGCCCUAUUAUCCUCUUGAGCAACGGCCUCUGUUGAUUGCCGUGCAUUUGAAACCGGUGCCGGAGCAAUGAACUGAUUAUUGAAAGUUGAUAACUCUUCGUAAUAUAAAUCGGUAGGUUUUAAAUUUUCCACUGCCAUAUUUGUAUUUUCUAGUUCCACACGAGAAGCGUUGGAACGAGAAUAUGCAACCCGCACUCAAAGGCCGUUUCAGUUUCAAUGUCCCAUGUACAUUCUGUAUCGGUGAAUUUGUCUGGUACAAAGUUGCAUUUCAUAAUCGUCUUCUUUAUACGGGGGAGGCAAAGCCGUAGUUGCAGUGAAAGUCCAAGAAAGUCUGGAAUCCACCUCCCCCUUGUAUGCAGUAUUAUAGUUAAACAAUAUAGUAUCUAUAUUGACGUACACGGACUAUACGGUUAGUCUAAGUAUACAGAUACCACGAGAGUUUUCAAUAAGAAGGUACCUAUUUUUUAAUUCAAUUAAUUCCCUCAAAAACAACGAAAUAGAAAACACAAUCCAAACAUAUCUAACUUUUAAAAUAAUUUAUUUCACUAAGGUUCCAUUCGUCUUUUGAUGUUAGUGCGAACAAUUUUGGUGCAUUCGUAUAAUUUUAGAUUAAUUUGCAAUGAGCUAGUAUAUUAUUACCAAUGAUAAAUUAUUAGUGGCAUAUAAAUA